This is a messenger RNA of Python bivittatus (Burmese python), 3531 nucleotides long. NCBI's taxonomy places the organism in Eukaryota, Metazoa, Chordata, Lepidosauria, Squamata, Pythonidae. The record is from RefSeq and is a predicted model, not a curated record.
ACUGGUGAUGGAGUGAACGAUGCCCCUGCUUUGAAGAAAGCUGAAAUUGGUAUUGCCAUGGGCUCUGGAACGGCUGUGGCCAAAUCAGCUGCCGAGAUGGUUUUGUCAGAUGACAAUUUUUCCACUAUUGUGGCCGCUGUGGAGGAGGGCAGAGCCAUUUACAACAACAUGAAGCAGUUCAUCCGCUACCUUAUUUCUUCUAACGUUGGAGAAGUUGUCUGCAUCUUCCUGACAGCCAUCCUGGGCCUUCCAGAAGCUUUGAUUCCAGUCCAGUUGCUUUGGGUGAACCUGGUGACUGACGGACUGCCAGCUACAGCCCUCGGCUUUAAUCCUCCUGACCUUGACAUCAUGGACAAACUGCCCCGGAACCCUAGGGAACCUCUCAUUAGUGGGUGGCUGUUCUUCCGCUACCUUGCAAUUGGAGUUUACGUUGGGUUUGCAACUGUAGGUGCAGCUACUUGGUGGUUCUUGUACGACGCUGAAGGACCUCAAGUUACCUUCUACCAGCUGAGGAACUUCAUGAGAUGUACAGAAGACAACCCCAUCUUUGAAGGCAUUGAUUGUGAAAUCUUCGAAUCUCGUUAUCCAACCACCAUGGCGCUCUCGGUGCUGGUGACAAUUGAGAUGUGCAACGCACUCAACAGUGUGUCUGAAAACCAGUCGCUGCUCAGGAUGCCCCCCUGGCUGAACAUCUGGCUCCUGGGAGCCAUUGUCAUGUCUAUGGCCCUGCAUUUCCUGAUUCUGUACGUGAAGCCAUUGCCUCUGAUCUUUCAGGUGACCCCACUUAGCUGGCCUCAAUGGGAGACUGUGCUGAAAAUCUCUUUGCCAGUUAUCCUGCUGGAUGAAGGCUUGAAGUAUCUCUCCCGUAACCAUUUAGAUGGCAAAGAGACCAAGAAAUGACCAGCACAAAAGAAACUCAGUUUCUCCGCAAAAUGAAUCGUAAACUCUUACCUGGGACUGAAGAAAUUGCAUGCUUGAACAUUUCCAAAAGACAUCAAGGAAUGUGCAUGUUUUUGAAGUCUCGGACUUAAUGCGGGUGAAUUGUCAAAAGAAAUGAAAAACUGAUAUUUUUGUUUUGUUUUUAUUUUUACUUUUACUUUUGUUAUGUAGCUGGGUGUUUUUUUUCCCUGUAUAUAGUCGUGCAAAUACUGGACAGUUAAAUUAUGGCUGGGGGGGAGGGUAGAGUUUGCUCUUUCAAGGAGGCAGAAUAAUUCAAACCCUUAGAGAUCUGCUUCUGAAGAUUUCAUUCCUUUUUUAACUCUCUUUUUUUCAGCACCCUAAGAACUGCAUUUUUUCUCUUGACACAAAGUUUGUGAUAGUUCAGGAUGAGAUAUAAUAUAGUUCUUGUCAGAAGUAGCUGCUGGUGGGGUGAGUCUCUCCUUCACCAACAAGACCCUCUUUUGACACAGUCCUAUAAGCUUUUAUAGGAGUCAGGAUGUACCACAUGACUUGAGGUAGCCUAUCAGGUUUUUUGAGAAAUAGAUUUGACCAUCGGAUUGGUUGCCGUAUAGUUCAUCAGGUCUCACUGGAGACUGGCUGCUGAAAUCAUGCUUGGCUUUGCGUAGAUGCCUAAAUUCUAGAAUCAGAAGAUGGUUGCAACUCUUAUGCUUGCAGGCUUAUGGGAAAGAGGCACUUUUUGGCAGAGAAGUUCAAUAUGUCCUUGGCCAUCUAUACCUACCAUGUUUCGUUCUUUUGGGAAUCCUUUUUCUCCCACAAUUUUUUUCAGAGCUUCAUUGUGUGGAGGAGGAUGUCCGGCUUCUUGUAUCCUAGAAAGCUGAAUUCGGGAGUACGGAAUCAGUGUUGAAAGCUGGUAUUUUAGAAAGAAAGAUUCUAGUCUGGCCAUUUCCUUGUUAUGCCAAUUCUCUAUGCACAGAAACCUUAUUUUUGGGUAAGGUAUUGCCUGGAGACAGAUCUACCCAUGUUUGUGGGAACUUAGACCACAAAUAUAUGGAGAUUUCUCAUCACAAGUCAGCUCAUUGAUCCAUUUAGCCUAUCUGACUGGUAGGACAAUUCUCUGGGCUGUCAUUUUUCUCGCUUGCUGCCUGAUCUUUUUAACUGGAGCUAAUGGAGGUUCAAUCUCUGCACUUCUACAAAAAAGGAAAUACUUUGCCACUGAGCUGAAAUGCUACCUUUGGGUAAACUACUGCUUCAUCUUGGCUAUUUUUAGUUUCUCUGUGAGAGACAGCAGCUAUCCAAAGUGGCCCACAAAGAUAUAAUUGGGUGCCAUAAGACCAGAAUAAUCAUAAUGAUUACUUCCUAACAAAGUGACAGCUUGAUUUAAGUAUCAACAUUCCCUUUGUAUAGUUUAUUCUUCAUAGAUCUCUCAAGAUGAAAAGGCAUCAAGCAAAUCAAGAAUCUUGCAGUGAAAAGGGCCCAGAGAAAGUUCAUGUAUGACAUGGUACAAGACAGAGCAACUCUGUCUCUCCGCAUCCUAAGACACAGAUGAUAUUUAUGCAACUUAUGUCAGUGGUCCUUGAGUAUUUAGGGGGUGCAGAUGUCUUAAUUUGGGGCAACAGUAUGUAUUCUCAUCACUUUCAGGCCAGGUGCCUGGAACUGGGAUCAGUGUGAUCCAUAGCUCUUACAGAUGCAACAGGAGGGAGUUGGUGGCACGGAUGCCUGACUUUAAAUUCUAUACAUGGAUUUCUGUGGAAAGCUUUCUCACUUUAGGUGGUUAUUUCCACAACAGCAGCAAGUUUAGGUAUAUGGAGAAUCAUAUCUGAUGAAUUCCAGCCUUUGGGAAGAAGAUGAGAUUUCAGAAAGGUCAUCUUGAAGACUGUUUUUGCAACAUUGCAAAGCUUUUUUUUUCCAGGAAAAAAGAUAGUCCUACAGUAAUAUUAAAAUGAAGUGUGGAUGUCCUACCUGACAGCAUUUUUUAAAGAACAGUACCUAAGAGCAGAUGAUGAUGAUGGAGAAGGAGAAGGAGAAUUAUUAGUUUCAUAUCCAGCCUUUUCUCCAGGAUUACAAGGCAGCUUACCUGAGCUUCUCCAUUUUAUUUUGUCAACAACAAGCCUCUGAAGGGGUGGGUGGGCUGUGAGAGAAUGACUGCCCCAAAGUCAACCAGUGAGCUUCCAUGACUGAGCGGGACUAGUCCAACUUCAUACACUGACCAUCCAGGGUAUGUUGAGUUCACCUCUUUUCUGCACACAAGAGUUGGUUUUUGAAAUGAACAUAAUUUUGAAGGCAGAUACUUUAGAGGGCUCUACAGGCUUUUUCCCGCUGCUGUUGAACUGCUACCCACCCAUAUUUGAGUCAGCAGAAAACAAGACUGGCAGAAUACUGAUGGCCUGUCUUGCCUCUUUUUUUCCAUCACUGCCAAUCAUCUGACUUUCCUGGAAGAUGAGGGGUGAUAAAGCUUAACAGACUUUAUAUCCCCAGAUAGGGGAGAAAAUGCAACUUUAGCACCAGUAUAUCUAAGGAUGGCUUAAGAAUAUCUCACGAGGGCUGGGAACAAGAUGCUGGCAAUAUCAAGGGGACAGGACAUAUUUGGGCAAAUGGGGAAAGACCCCAAUCUUCUGUCAUUUUUUUUUUUUU